UCCCCCGCUGUCUGCACAUCAUACCAUAUCAUAAACCGCUACCAUUACUGCCAGCGAGCUAACAUAACAUUCCCUUCAAAAACAGCAUCUUACAAACGGCCGAGGCGUUGAUGGAGGGGCUACUGAGAGGUGUUUGGGAAGCACACUAUGUUUCCCUGUGUCUCCACCUGGCCCUCUUCUGAUCCCCCUGCCGCUCUGGGCCAUGCUCCGCCCAUUCACCCGGUUCAGCCACCCAAUCAGCCACUGCCUGACCUGCUGCGGAGCUGUGUUGUGCUCCCUUCCCCAUCCACACGCCUGAGCUCUUGUACCAACGAGAUGGAGUCUAUGAUUGUGGUGACGGAGUAUGAGCCCAGUGGUGGCUCAGGGCAGGAGGGCGGAGAGGAGGAGGAGGUGGAAGACAUGGACAGCUCGGAAACGCCAGAGCCGGCGUUGUCAGGUCAGGUACCACCCUUCCGUAUGGCCUCCUGUGAUCUUUUAUCCCACUCGGUGGGCCGCCCGGAAGCGCUCUUCCCAGAAUCGCAGGAGCACAGAGGUAGACUCAGCCUCUCCAACAGGAAGCUGUCACUACAGGAACGCUCGCAGACGCUUUCGUCGCCCUGCGGUUCUCCGGGGCUGAACGGACGCUAUAUUUACCCAUCACUGCCCUACUCGCCAAUCACCUCCCCUCACUCAUCUCCACGCCUCCCUCGAAGACCAACCGUGGAGUCUCAUCGUGUCUCCAUCACAGACCUGCAGGACUGCGUGCAGCUCAACCAGUACAAGCUGAAAGAUGAGAUCGGAAAGGGCUCCUAUGGAGUUGUCAAGCUGGCGUACAAUGAAGACGACAACACAUACUAUGCCAUGAAAGUGCUGUCCAAGAAACGACUGAUGAGGCAGGCUGGGUUCCCGCGCAGACCUCCUCCUCGUGGUGCAAAAUUGGCCCCUGAGGGCCCUCCUCAGCCCAAAGGGCCUCUGGAGCGUGUUUACCAGGAGAUAGCCAUCCUCAAGAAGCUUGAUCACCCUAAUGUGGUUAAGCUUGUGGAGGUGCUGGAUGAUCCAAGUGAGGACCAUCUGUACAUGGUAUUUGAGCUUGUCAAACGAGGAGCAGUGAUGGAGGUUCCUACUGAUAAGACCCUGGAUGAGGACCAGGCACGCUUCUACUUCCAGGACUUGCUGAGAGGAAUUGAGUAUUUACAUUAUCAGAAAAUCAUUCAUCGGGACGUCAAGCCUUCCAACCUGCUUGUGGGAGAAGAUGGCCAUGUUAAAAUUGCCGACUUUGGGGUCAGUAACCAGUUUGAGGGAGCAGACGCCCUCCUGACCAGCACAGUUGGGACACCAGCAUUUCUCGCCCCAGAGACCCUCUCAGAGACCCGCAAGAACUUCUCUGGAAAGGCUCUGGAUGUGUGGGCGAUGGGAGUCACCUUGUACUGUUUUAUCUUUGGAGUGUGUCCGUUUAUGGAUGAGCGUAUUUUGAGCCUCCAUCAGAAGAUCAAGACCCAACCAGUGGAGCUUCCUGAGAACGCAGACAUAUCAGAUGACUUAAAGGACCUUCUUUUUAAAAUGUUGGACAAGAAUCCUGAAACCAGAAUUACCGUCCCACAAAUCAAGGUGCACCCAUGGGUGACGCGGCACGGCGCUGAGCCCCUCCCCCCUGAGGAUGACAACUGCUGCAGCCUGAUAGAAGUGACAGAGGAGGAGGUGGAAAACUCUGUCAAGCACAUCCCCAGCCUGGCCACUGUGAUCUUGGUUAGGACUAUGCUGCGCAAGCGUUCAUUUGGGAACCCGUUUGAUUGGGGCCGCAGGGAAGACAGGAGUCCCGCCGCACCAGGACACACACUAUCGAAACAAGAGAGCGAGGAAGGCAUGCGGAGCAUGGACCUGCCCUUCGUGGGCGAGGAUGAAGUUCUUUCCUGAUAGUUGUGGGUGUCUUACUCGGGGGGAAAUGCGCAAGGAUGGGGCUGUCGUGGCUUCCGGAAGGCCAGGAUAUGGACCUGGGGCUGGGGCGUGGACGGAAAGAUGGAAGAAAGGAAGAAGCUCUUGUUGGGUUGUUUAUGUGGAGGGUGCCCACCCACUCAUGCAUGCAUUUGUACAGUCCACAGCAGCAUGCACUGUUUCUGUCCGCCUAGGUCUCUGCCAUCUCUCAGGACCUGUUUUCUGUGUGCGCGCGUGUUUUUACUCUCCUCUCCGGCAUGGAGACUCUGCUUUACUCCCCUACUUCCGCUAGGGGGCGCCACCGCAAAGCAAAACAGAAUUUUUGGGGAAAAAUUUUACAAUUUAUUAGGUUUGUCCAUCACUCAUUAAUUAGAGAGACAUGCUUCUUUAUUGCAGUUUUACAGAUCUUAUAGAUAUUUAGAACUGAAUUUGAAAGUAAUAAAAUAAAGACUUUCAUCAGAAAUUAAUUUCUCGAAAGAAAUCUUGAAAAUCAGGUUUGUUUGUUCAAAUAAAGUAAAUAAUGUAUAUAAAUAAAUAUCAAGGCAAAUAAAAUAAUAAAUAGCCUUUGCACAUUUGCGGACAACAACCUUUAACUAGUUUUUAAAUCUUAAUUGGUGAUUCAUUAGGUUUGUCCAUCACUUAUUAAUUAAAGGGUUAGUUCACCCAAAAAUGAAAAUUAGCCCAU
Sinocyclocheilus grahami is the source of this 2596-nucleotide messenger RNA. RefSeq names its product calcium/calmodulin-dependent protein kinase kinase 2. Gene Ontology annotation, biological process: protein phosphorylation; CAMKK-AMPK signaling cascade. NCBI's taxonomy places the organism in Eukaryota, Metazoa, Chordata, Actinopteri, Cypriniformes, Cyprinidae. Gene Ontology annotation, molecular function: ATP binding; protein serine/threonine kinase activity. The transcript has 16 exons. The record is from RefSeq and is a predicted model, not a curated record. Bases 148 to 1893 code for a protein of 581 amino acids.